Messenger RNA from Scaptodrosophila lebanonensis, 1592 nucleotides. RefSeq names its product trans-1,2-dihydrobenzene-1,2-diol dehydrogenase. NCBI's taxonomy places the organism in Eukaryota, Metazoa, Arthropoda, Insecta, Diptera, Drosophilidae. The record is from RefSeq and is a predicted model, not a curated record. Gene Ontology annotation, molecular function: nucleotide binding. Bases 95 to 1435 code for a protein of 446 amino acids. The transcript is spliced from 4 exons.
UUUUUGUUUUAAAGCACAGCCAAAUUCAAAUUUCGCAGUUACGUUCUUUGGCACAAGCUCGAACCUCCAAAACCAUAAUAAAACCCCAACCACAAUGUGGCAGCUUCUCAACACGUUCAAAACUCAGUUGCCCAAGUCAACCAACAAUGCUUAUAAGGCGCUACAGACACAAAAAUUGCUGCACGCCACCCGCGCCUGCUCCACACCAGGUGGUGGACGUUUAGAUACACCGGGAACUAAAACAAGAAUUUUCUCUCUGGCCAACAAACGCGAACUGCAUGUCAACGAAUUUCCUGAUUUUACGAAAAAACGACAAGAAGUCAGCCCAUUUCGUUGGGGAAUCGCGCCCGUCAGUCUAAUGGCCAACGACUUUGCCACAGCUUUAAGUGUGCUGCCGCCACAGAACCACAAGAUCAUGUCCUGUGUGGCGCCUCAUCGUUCGCAGGCGCUGGCCUUUGCUAAAAAGUACGAUGUACGGAAUGUAUAUACAAACUAUGAGGAUUUGGCGCGCUGUACCGAUGUAGACGCCGUUUACAUAUCGCCACUUAAUCCGCUGCAUUGCGAAUUGUGCAACCUGAUGUUAAACCAUGACAAGCACGUGCUGUGCGAAAAACCGCUCUGCAUGGCCGAACACCAGGUUGAAAAUUUGCUGCAGAAGGCGCGCGAACGAAAUCUCUUCCUGAUGGAGGGCAUGUGGCCACGUUGUGUCCCCGCCUACCAUUAUCUGAGACGCCAAAUAAUGCGCAACUGUUUCGGCCGGGUGCACAGUGUGGACUGUACAUUGGGGCUGGUUGUGCCGUCGAACAAGUUGGCGCUAUAUGGUGGCGUGACCAAUGAUUUUGCCGUUUAUGGCAUACAACUAGCGCUGUGGGUGUUUCGCGCGAUACCCCUCAGAAUAAAGACAUCGGGCAGACUGAAUGAGGAGGACAUCGAUGUGAUGGCCAACAUCGAGCUGACCUUCAGUGAUGAUCGUAAGGCACGCAUUCUGGUCAGCGCUGAGAAUAAGCUGAGUAACGAGGCCAUUAUAGUUGGCACCAAGGGCUCCAUAAAGUUGCGCAACUAUUGGUGUCCCACGCGAAUGCUCGACUCGAAUAACACCGAGUAUGAGUUUCCGCUACCUGAAACGCAAACGUCCACCCAUUACCACAAUCGCAUUGGCAUCUGUUAUGAGGCGGAGGAGGUUCGAAAUUGUGUGCUUAGUGAACGGAUUGAAAGCGAGCUCUUUAGCCACAAAGAAAGUUUGCUUUUGGCCAACAUUACUGAUACCAUACACGAACUGCUAGGCGUGGGCAGGGAGACGCCAUUUGAAACUGAAUUUGAUGAAGAAUUAGCCUUGGCCGAGAAGUCGGGCAGUUCCUUAACCGUUGCCACGAAAAGCAAUUUGUCAAUGGGACGGGCUCAAAAGGUAAUCAACAGAGUUUUGGGCCUAAACUAAAAAUAGAAAAUAGUGGCGUUCAGCAGCAAGGUUUUCAAAAUUGUCAGUAAGUGAGCUUGUUAUGUGUGCAUUUUAGAAUACAAUAGCUACUUAGAAAAUGGAUCUUAUCAUAUGUAUAUGUAAGUGUUAGAUAAAUAAAGAAAUAACUUCAAAUAAA